Molecule: messenger RNA, 1422 nt
Organism: Daldinia decipiens
Lineage: Eukaryota; Fungi; Ascomycota; Sordariomycetes; Xylariales; Hypoxylaceae
Product: S-adenosyl-L-methionine-dependent methyltransferase
Exons: 3
Coding region: 281-1159 (292 amino acids)
Source: RefSeq, a predicted model, not a curated record
UCUUCCCUAACCUACCUAGGCAAAGUGUCCGAGCAUAUCGUGCUAGCGGUGUACAAUUUGAGGACUAGAGAGCUGAACUUAGGCAACUCCACAUGAAAGGGAUUCAGCUCAGGAGUAUAAAUCGGAGAUAGUUACCAAGAUAAGCUGUUUUCAAAGCUGGAAGCAGAAGUAACUCUCAAAACAACUAAACGAAAAUACAAUAUUAACUGCUCUGAGUACCCGGAAUCCUGCUACCUCUUUAACAACGGAUUCCAGCGAUAUUAUCCAUUAAUCAACCAAGAUGUCUGACGUCUAUACCGAUAAUAUGACCCGCAACGAUAGCGAGGUCCAAAGACUUGAUACACAAUUAGACUAUAUAAAUGACAAUAUUGGAUAUCUACUCCAUCCUGCCGUUGUCGCCAGCCUGCCGCCAAAACCACAAAUUGCAGAUAUAGGGACCGGAACCGGCAAGUUCCUAUUACUUCUCCGAGAACAAAAUCCCGAUGCCAUCCUCGAUGGUUACGACAUAUCCCCAAAGCUCUACCCUCAAGAGAGCACGCUCCCACCAAAUAUAUCUCUUAGUGUACUAGAUAUGAAACAGCCUGCUCCAAAGGAACUUCACGGCAAAUACGACGUGGUACAUGCCCGUCUGCUGGUAGCAGCAAUGCUACCGACCGACUGGGCCAUCGUCGUACGAAACCUCACCGAGCUCCUAAAGCCCGGCGGGUUCCUCCAGUGGGAAGAGUGCGAUUUCCUCGGAGUCAAGUACUUACGUGGCCUCGUAGACUCCAAAGUCGAAGCAAUCCGUUUCAUGGGCAACCUCUUCAGCGACGCGCUGCGGGAGCGAUCCGAACACGGAUGGUGCACGCUUCCUCGCGAGAUGCGGGAUGCAGGCCUAAACCCCGUCUUGACGGAUGUGACUGCGUCUGAUAGGCUUCCGGAGACGAGAAAGACGUUGACGACGAACGUCACGGGGCUGUUCUUCUCGUGGGCCCGUAUGAUGACUGAGCGGGGGGCACCUGGUGCGAUGACGAACGAUCGGCUGGACGAGAUGGAGAAGAAGACAAGCGAGGAUGUUGAGUCGGGUGGGUAUGUGAGGUAUGAGAUAUAUGUGGCUUGUGGUCGGAAGCCUUGGGAAUUAAGCGGCGCGCUUAGGGGGGUACACCUAUUGGGUUUAUAGGCAUUAAUAAAGCUCACAUUUGGUUAGACCGAGAUUUCAAUAGAUUAUAAGAUAUUAAAAUUUACUAGCAUGGGGAUCUCUUACAUUAUAUUAGACUUAAAGGCGGGAAUGUAAGCAUUAUACAAGUACAGCCCUCGCUCCAGGGGUAAAUUCGAUAUGAUUCUAAUUUAGAAUAGCUGUUAUAUUGACUGGAAUCAUAAUCCUAGUCUAUAUAUGCAGCAUACCUGGAGAAACAGCAUUUACCAACACGGAAUGGAGAAAAU